Molecule: messenger RNA, 1188 nt
Organism: Rhodotorula toruloides NP11
Lineage: Eukaryota; Fungi; Basidiomycota; Microbotryomycetes; Sporidiobolales; Sporidiobolaceae
Product: chaperone protein
Exons: 7
Coding region: 1-1188 (395 amino acids)
Source: RefSeq, a predicted model, not a curated record
AUGGUUUUGCUAUCAUAUGCGGCGGCGGCGGCCAGCUCGGCGGGUUCGUACGCUGUUUCGACAGCCUCGUCCUAUGUCUUCCGCAGCGAUGCCUCGACGUCGACCGCUCCUUCACCUGCUUCAUCCUCCAAGUCGUCCAAAAAAGCGAGCUCCUUCAUGCCCGCCACACCCGCACACGCCGCACGCCAGAACGGCGCAUCGAAGAAGGGCACGUCUCCGCCAGCCCUGAACCGCCGCCUCUCCGUUCGCCGCGGUCAAUCUCGUAACCGUCUUCCUUCCGCCGCUCGUCCGCUUGCUGCUGAGCCACCAAUCGAAGAACGAGGAGAAGGGGAAGAUCUUGUCGAUACGGUCAACCUGGAGGAGGACUUGUACGCCAUUCUGGGAGUCGGGAGGAAGGCAAAGACGGAUGAGAUUCGGCGGGCGUUCUUGGCGAGGAGCAGGAUCAUCCAUCCCGACAAACUUCCUCUUUACCCGCCGGCUACAACGGCCUUCCAACGCCUCUCUUACGCCUACGAGACGCUCUCGAAGCCCAGUUCUCGUCGCUUGUACGAUCUUGGAGGAGGAAGAGGCUACGAUCCAGCCAAGUCCCCUGCGCCUUCCGACAACAUGGCCGACGAGACGCUGAACAGCGUCUUGCGCAACGUGAUCAACGAGUUCCUCAAUGGCGACUUUGAGAUGAUUCGCGUCUUCGUCACCGCCAUGAACGAGAGCAAUCCAGGUCUCAACAUUGGCGACGAGGCUGUCGACAGCGUCGAGGGCGCUUUCAGGCGUGUACGCGAAGUCCUGCUGGCGGGAUCACGCUACCUCAGCCUCAUCAAGUUCGAGCUCUGCCGCCUCUACGAGAUCCAGUCGUCGCUCCGUUCCCUCUCCUACUUCGACGUCUACGGCCGCCUCCGCCUCACCCUUGCCCUCACGCGCGUCACUCUCGAAAUUCCGAUGGUCCUCGACAAGGCGAUGCGCGAAGAGCUUCCCGCGCCGCCGCCUUCUCCGGCAACCGACUCCAGUCGCAAGCGCGGGGAUUCGAGGAGUUCGCGUCCUGCGCCGGACGGUGGGCAGCUUGAGCGGAGGGGACUGCUCGGUACGAAGACGAGGGGGAUGCUCGUUCUUACAUGCAAGAUGCUCGAGAAGGCGGAGCGUUGGGCCGGCACGCCUUCCUCGCCGACUUCCUCCUCCAAGGUGGCAGCUUGA